GCGUGGGGGUCGCUGGCUGCUGGACGGGCGGCAGCAGGCCGCGGGCCCCGAGCCGGGGAAAGCUAGCGAGUGGAGGCGCGGAGGAGCAGUUUCACUCGCUGGGGAGACCUAUGGGCCGAAGCCGUGUAAAUGCGUUUUAAGCAGGGGCCUCGGCUCCGCAAUUGCCACUCCUCCUCGGGGUGCUGCACAAGUUUCGAGGUCACCGGCGACCCCCCCUAGCAGCGCGCCUGGCUCUGGCCCCCGCGAAGGAGCACGGGGCUUGUGUGUUGCAUACUUUCUAAGGCGCCUGAGGCAGCGGCAGCUCCAUCCAGCCCAUCGGCUCCUCCUCGGCAUGGCUGGCUACCUGAGUGAAGCGGACUUCGUGAUGGUGGAGGAGGGCUUCAGCACCCGAGACCUGCUGGAGCAGCUCACUCUGGGGGCCUCACAGUCCACCACGGAAGAGGUCGCUGCCUUCUUUGUGGCCGACCUGGGUGCUGUAGUGAGAAAGCACUUCUGCUUUCUGAAGUGCCUGCCGCGAGUCCGACCCUUUUACGCUGUCAAGUGCAACAGCAGCCCGGGCGUGCUGAAGGUCCUGGCUGAGCUAGGACUGGGCUUCAGCUGUGCCAACAAGGCAGAGAUGGAGUUGGUCCAGCAUAUUGGUGUCCCCGCCAGUAAGAUCAUCUACGCCAACCCCUGUAAGCAAAUUGCACACAUCAAGUAUGCUGCCAAGCAUGGGGUCCAGCUGCUGAGCUUUGACAACGAGAUGGAGCUGGCAAAGGUGGUAAAAAGCCACCCCAGUGCCAAGAUGGUUCUGUGCAUUGCCACCGAUGACUCCCACUCCCGGAGCCGCCUGAGCCUCACGUUCGGAGUGUCGCUGCAAUCCUGCAGACACCUGCUUGAAGAUGCCAAGAGGAACCACGUAGAGGUGGUGGGUGUGAGUUUUCACAUUGGCAAUGGCUGUCCUGACCCUCAGGCCUACGCUCAGUCCAUCGCAGACGCCCGGCUUGUGUUUGAAAUGGGUGCUGAGCUGGGCCACAGGAUGCACAUCCUGGACCUUGGCGGCGGCUUCCCUGGAGUGGAGGGGGCCAAAGUGAGAUUCGAAGAGAUUUCUUCUGUGGUCAACUCAGCCUUGGACCUGUACUUCCCGGAGGGCUGUGGUGUGGACAUCCUUGCCAAGCUGGGGCGCUACUAUGUGACCUCGGCCUUCACCUUGGCAGCCAGCAUCAUCGCCAAGAAGGAGGUUCUUCUGGAACAGCCUGGCAGGGAGGAGGAAAACGGUUCCGCCCCCAAGACCAUCCUGUACCAACUCGGUGAGGGCGAGUAUGGAAUCUUCAACUCAGUCCUGUUUGACAACACCUGCCCUACCCCCAUCCUGCAGAAGAAACCAUCCAUGGAGCAGCCCCUGUACAGCAGCAGCCUAUGGGGCCCAGUGGUCGAUGGCUGUGACUGCAUAGCUGAGGGCCUGUGGCUGCCGCAACUACAUGUAGGGGACUGGCUGGUGUUUGAGAACAUGGGCGCCUACACCGUGGGCAUGGGUUCCCUCCUCGGGGGCGCCCAGACCUGCCGCAUCACCUAUGCCAUGUCCCGGGUGGCCUGGCCUCUUGAUGCUGAAGCCAGUGCUCUUUCCCUGUCCUCCUACCCGGCGUCCACCCCUCCUCACCAAGUGUUUACCAUGUGCCAGCCUGCUGUUGGGGCCACGAGGCAGGAAGCCCUGCGAGGGCAGCUGCUGCCUGCAGAACAGGGCGAGGACGCCGAGGGCACGUGCAAGCCUCUGUCCUGUGGCUGGGAGAUCACAGACACCUUGUGCAUGGGCCCUGUCUUCACCCCGGCGAGCAUCAUCUGUGUCUGCCUCCUCUGCAGCGCCAGGGGCCCGCUCAGCCAGGUAUGGGGGUGUUCUUGGGGUCUCCCUUGGUCUCCUUCCCACCUUUGUAAAUAUGAAGUGAAUAAAUAUUUAGGUUGUUUAAUACGCCAGUGGAACCCGGCGGUUCAAUCCACGAAGCAGCCUGCGUGAGGCCAGGACUUCCCCACCCUACUAUGAUAACCCCAUGCCCUCUGCUUCGGUCCUGACCCGCUGCAGUGUGGGC
Messenger RNA from Balaenoptera ricei (Rice's whale), 2063 nucleotides. RefSeq names its product antizyme inhibitor 2 (gene AZIN2). Bases 332 to 1990 code for a protein of 552 amino acids. Lineage: Eukaryota; Metazoa; Chordata; Mammalia; Artiodactyla; Balaenopteridae. Gene Ontology annotation, molecular function: ornithine decarboxylase activator activity; catalytic activity. The transcript has 13 exons. Gene Ontology annotation, cellular component: cytoplasm. Gene Ontology annotation, biological process: positive regulation of polyamine transmembrane transport; positive regulation of catalytic activity; negative regulation of protein catabolic process. The record is from RefSeq and is a predicted model, not a curated record.